AUGACCACGAACACGGAAUGGCCGAGACCUCGGUGGCGUAGGCGACGAUCCCUCCGAUCCUUUCGUAGUUUUAGACGCCUGGAGAUGUUGACACUUUUGCUCCUCCGAAUCGUGCUUUUGGAAGCACCAUUGUUGCUUUCGUUGGCACUGCUUUUAACGACACAUGCUUUGGAACUAUACAUCCACCAAGUCGUCGAACCGGACCUCCAAGCCCGACAGUCGAGCAAGCGCUUCCGGGAUGGCUCGACCUGCUUAGAGACAACGGGGUACAGGAACACUAUGCAAACGCCAACUGUGUAUCCAACAACCGCUUCGGGCCCGGCGCUUUGUCCGCAACAACUUCCCGAAUUGAUCUCGCGAUCGAAGGCCGACCUUCUACGGGGCUAUAUUCUCGGCAGCUUAUCGAUGGAUGAAGAUAUCGCUAUCUCACACAGGACAAACGUAGUGGGUGAACAGUCAUGGACCCUUGUUGUAGAUGAGCAUCCAGCGGUUUCGCUAUUUCUUGAGGAACUCUUCAAUAAUCCAUUCUUGGACGCUUUGCUCAAGCAACUACUUGGCGACGACGCUGCCGUCGUCGGAUUUCGCGUCUCCGUAAGCCCGAGCACAAAAUCAUUGGAGCAGGAAUCUGUCCCUAAACUUGCUUGUGAGGAAUCCGGCCGAAUCACAGCUGCCACGUUGACAAUUCCUCUCCACGACUCCAACGUUGUCACCAGCUCAGGCGAGCUCUCCCCCGAGGUGCCCAUUUGGCCGACUAGUAGCGGCCAUUUGUGUAUUCACAGUCAACCAAGCGCGCGUUCUUUGCCGUACAUUGAUUUUGGUGGUAACAAAACUUGA
Messenger RNA from Phaeodactylum tricornutum CCAP 1055/1, 834 nucleotides. RefSeq lists its product with no specific name. Lineage: Eukaryota; Bacillariophyta; Bacillariophyceae; Surirellales; Neidiaceae. The coding region runs from base 1 to 834 and encodes 277 amino acids. The transcript has a single exon. The record is from RefSeq and is a predicted model, not a curated record.